Messenger RNA from Eutrema salsugineum, 1292 nucleotides. Its product is annotated as pre-mRNA-splicing factor syf2. Gene Ontology annotation, cellular component: post-mRNA release spliceosomal complex; Prp19 complex; catalytic step 2 spliceosome. The transcript is spliced from 6 exons. Lineage: Eukaryota; Viridiplantae; Streptophyta; Magnoliopsida; Brassicales; Brassicaceae. The record is from RefSeq and is a predicted model, not a curated record. Bases 153 to 1076 code for a protein of 307 amino acids.
CUUUUCCUAUUUUUUUUUUUCUUUCUUAUUUUUCUCCAACGAGGGGAGAAGAAGAAGCUCGUCGUCAGCGAAUUUCUUUGGUGUUCUUCUCAUAAAGAUACAGCGGAUUCCUCCUGAAUUGUUUUAAUUCACAGUUUCUCAGGCCGUGAAAUAUGGAUAGCGAGAGAAGAGUGCACCCGGACUGUAUAAACGCUUCGAAUCCUUAUCACGAGUGUGUGGAGUAUUGCUUUAAGAAAAUUGCUGAAGCAAAGGCUAUAUUGGAGAAGCAAGGAUUAGCUGAAGCUGCCAUCGGUGGGCAUGGUUACCCUAAUGCUAAAGGUCGUGAGCAGUCGCUUGAUGCUAAAAGAAUAGAGGAAGAGAGUUCUGAAGAAGAAGAAGAAGAUGAAGAAGAGGAUAACCAAGAACCUGAAGUAGACGUGAGCCAACUUACAGGGAGGAAGAAGAAACUGUUUGAGCUGAGACUUAAGAUGAAUCAAGCAAGAAAAUACAAUCAGACAGAUGUCGGGACUGAGAAGAAGAAAAUGGAAGCACCAACAGAGACGAAAGGCAUCUCAAAACAGAAAUGGUUGGAGGAGAGGAGGAAGAAAAUCGGGAAACUUCUCGAUGCUAACGGUUUAGAUAUGACAAAGGCUUACAUGCUCGAUACUCAAGAAGCAGCGGAAACAAAAUACAAAAAAUGGGAAAAGGAACCUACUCCUUCUGGUUGGGAUGUCUUUAACCAGAAGACGUUGUACAACGCAUAUAAGAAGCGGACAAAGAACAUUCAGGUUGAUCUUGAGGAGUAUAACAGAAUGAGAGCAGCUGAUCCAGAGUUUUACCGCGAGGCCUCAAGCUUGCAAUACGGGAAGGCUCCGAAAAUUUCAAAAGAUAAGAUAGAUAAGAUGGCGAAGGAGCUCCUUGACAGAGAGCAAAAGCGACAGGACUUUAGCAGGAGGAGGAAGUUCCGGGAAGAGAAGGAUAUCGAUUCGAUCAAUGACAGAAACGAGCAUUUCAACAAGAAAAUUGAGCGUGCUUUUGGGAAAUACACACUGGAGAUUAAAAACAAUCUGGAACGAGGAACUGCUUUACCAGACUAAGGCUCUGAUUGGCCGGACUGUAGAGACUUUGAUAGGUUUUACAGUCUACAGAUUUUAUUUACCCAAACUAGCUGUUUUGACUGUAUUAUUUUUUUAAGUCCUGAAUGUAACUCAACUGUUUUUUUCCUUUGUUUUCCGGGAUGCUUGGAAAGCAUUUUCGGCUGUAUGCUUUUUAUCUUUAAAAACUUUUACUUAAAAAAAUAACUAUGACUUUCA